GGGAAGGGUGAGAGUCGUAUGACUGUCAAAUCUACUUAUUCCUCUCUCUCUUUCUCUCUCUCUCUCGCUCUCUUUGCGGGUGAUUGAGUUGGUCUGUACUUUUCUCCGGAGAUUUUUGAUUGAGAGGAUUGGCUGAUCCUUUGCAUGAGCUGGUGAUGACCCUUCCUUUUCCUUUCUCCCUCUCUUCCGCUUCCUCUUCCUCUUCCUCUUCCUCCUCCUUCUUCCGCAGGUCCAACAGGAGGACAUUUUCCGCGCCCGCUUUUCUCUGAAAUUGAGAGAAGAUUUCAGCGAAACAGUCGCGUUCCAUGAAUCCUAGAUCUGUUGCCGAGUGAAUUCAGGGGACAAAAUGGAGGAAGACAUAUAUCCAGGCCAUGGAAGUGCUACCCAAUUAGACAACAAGGUCUUUCAGACCUUCCAAACGAGUUUUCUUCAGGUACAGAACAUUCUUGACCAGAACAGGUUACUGAUCCACGAGAUCAACCAAAACCACGAGUCGAGAAUCCCUGACAACUUGAGCAGGAACGUGGGCUUGAUUAGAGAAUUGAACAACAACAUCCGCAGAGUGGUUGACCUCUACGCCGACCUGUCGAGUUCAUUCACUAAAUCAAUGGAGGCUUCUUCAGAGGGCGACUCGGCCGGAACCCUGAGAUCAGAUGGGAAGCCUGGUCAAAAGAGAGUCAGGGCAGGAUGAAGCACUCUCCCGAAUAUCCAAUGAUUCUUUGUAGAAGCAGAAGGAAUGAUGCAGCAAAUAUUCAAAUUUCUCCAUGGACAGCUAACACUUGAAAUCCUGUGGCACUCUGUACCAGUAGAACUUGUAGUGAGCUGCUGCACUGUGUUCCUCUUAUGUUCUUUGUGUCCUGUUGUUCUGUCUAUAGAGGAAAAGGACACAAAAAAUAAUGAGAACCCUUGCAGAUCGCAUUGACAUGCCUUCGGUUUCCAUCCCAAAGUGCUUUCCUGUAUAUUGCUUUCUUUCAUCAGCGAAUCUUUUGCAUUUGAAUAAUUUUCACCCAACA
Molecule: messenger RNA, 1013 nt
Organism: Nymphaea colorata (pocket water lily)
Lineage: Eukaryota; Viridiplantae; Streptophyta; Magnoliopsida; Nymphaeales; Nymphaeaceae
Product: protein ELF4-LIKE 4-like
Exons: 2
Coding region: 347-691 (114 amino acids)
Biological process (GO): positive regulation of circadian rhythm; entrainment of circadian clock
Source: RefSeq, a predicted model, not a curated record